Molecule: messenger RNA, 1595 nt
Organism: Cherax quadricarinatus
Lineage: Eukaryota; Metazoa; Arthropoda; Malacostraca; Decapoda; Parastacidae
Product: serine/arginine-rich splicing factor 4-like
Source: RefSeq, a predicted model, not a curated record
AUGCCGCCCACAACUCUGAUAACACCUAAGAAACAGGUCUUGGAAAGACUAAAACCCGUGUCUGGACACAGUCCUGGCGAAUAUUAUAAGUAUGGUAACAUCAAGGCACCUAUCUGCUGCUUGGUGAAGGGUCUGUCUGAUAACACCCCGCUGCCUAUUUACUGCUUGGUUUAUCGCCCAGAACGAACACAUUGCGGACGAGACGAGGUCGCCCGUUGGUUAUCUGGUAGCAGAUGCCUAGCAGACUGUAUACGAGAAUCAAGCUCAGCCUUACCUGUGGUGUUCACUGACAGGAAGAUGAUGAAGAUUUGGCUGCUGGUGUGUUUCCUUAUUACUGUCGUCCUAGCCAAGGAGCGUAACGAAGAUAGAGAUACAUCUUGUGAGAAGAUAGAAGGUCGGUGUGUGGACGCCGACGCACGCUGCUCGGACGUCCUGCCAGGGAUAUGUCCCAACCAGGAAAUCUGCUGUGCGAAAGGUAAAGGCGGUGAGAGAUUACGAGUUCUGCAUAAGAAGAAAGCAGCAGGAGCGGCAGGUGAGCCAGACGGAGCCAGGGUAAACCACGCUGGCAGACGACCUUCUUGGAGGACACCACAACACAACACACGGAACCUCGCAAAUGUGAAGGGAAAAUCGAGAGACAGAGAUGGAAAGGAGUUGAGAAAUAGAGCUGCAAGCAAAACCGGGAAGAAUAAGAAUAAACGGUUAAGAAACGAAGAAAUUGAUAAGCUUGAAGGUAAACAAAUUAAUGCUGGGAAAAAACAUGGAGGUAGCUUACGGAAAACUGCAAGAGGUCAGAAACCUGAUCCAAGUCAAAAGAGCGUACACGGAGGAAGAAGCAAAAUGACAAAGCAGAAAAAUAGAGACGAGGGAAGAAAAAAGCAAAGAAAGGAAGGCAACAUGAAGACGCCAAAGGUAACGAAGACAAAAACUGAAAGUAAGAAGAAACAGGAACCUAGCGACGCGCGCGAGGACACAGUAGAUGAAAAAAUAGCAGGCUGCAGACCAAGGUCAAGAUGCAGAAACAAUGGAGGAAUUUGCAAGAAUAAGUGCAGUAAGAAAGAGAAGGAGAUCAACAAAGGGUGUAAAGGCAGAAGGUGCAAGUGCUGUGUACUCAAAGGCUGCAAGACCAAGGCGGCGUGUGUGAAUCAAGGCGGAAUUUGCACGAAAGAGAGAGAGUGUCUUAGUAAUAACUUCGCCAACACUGGUUGCAGAUCAGGUUGUGUCUGCUGCCUCCCACCACGUAAGUAGCUGCUCGUGGCAAAGUUUCUCUCUGUAGUCGGAAUACAGAAUCCAAUAUGCUUAACCUGUGUAUAGUAGUUUCAGUAUGGUACAGUAAUAUUUUACUUUAUGAUGCUAUGAAUAAGAGCACUGAUGUUAUUUUAGUAGUACGACGCCAUUCUGUGGUCAUGAUCCUGACUCAGUGGUUAGGGAAGAGCCUGAACUACCACCUACAGACACUAUGACAAACUCUUCAUGAUUUGGUAGCCAGUUUGGCAGUUUGACUCACUGGUCACUGGGCGCUCCGGGCGAUGGGUGAUAGUUGACAUUGCAGGCGCUGUGAACCAUAAAAGGUUAAAUAAAGACGCAACUCAAAC